Molecule: messenger RNA, 1311 nt
Organism: Lontra canadensis (Northern American river otter)
Lineage: Eukaryota; Metazoa; Chordata; Mammalia; Carnivora; Mustelidae
Gene: KCNK15
Product: potassium two pore domain channel subfamily K member 15
Exons: 2
Coding region: 84-1076 (330 amino acids)
Biological process (GO): potassium ion transmembrane transport; stabilization of membrane potential
Cellular component (GO): membrane
Molecular function (GO): potassium ion leak channel activity
Source: RefSeq, a predicted model, not a curated record
CGCCGCGCGGGCGGGAGGGCGGAGUGCGGAGCGGCCGUCGGGGCGCAUGGACCGGCCCGGGGCGCGGGGCCCGCGGCGCCGCCAUGAGGAAGCAGAGCGUGCGCACGGCCGCGCUCAUCCUGUGCAUCCUGUCCUACCUGCUGGUGGGCGCCGCCGUCUUCGACGCGCUCGAGUCCGAGGCGGAGCGCGGCCGCCAGCGCCUGCUGGCCCAGAAGCGCGGCGAGUUCCGCAGGAAGUACGGCUUCUCGGCCGAGGACUACCGCGAGCUGGAGCGCCUGGCGCUGCAGGCCGAGCCGCACCGCGCCGGCCGCCAGUGGAAGUUCGCCGGCUCCUUCUACUUCGCCAUCACCGUCAUCACCACCAUCGGGUAUGGCCACGCCGCGCCAGGCACAGACUCGGGCAAGGUCUUCUGCAUGUUCUAUGCGCUCCUGGGCAUCCCCCUGACGCUGGUCACCUUCCAGAGCCUGGGCGAGCGACUGAAUGCGCUGGUGCGGCGCCUCCUGCUGGCGGCCAAGCGCUGCCUGGGGCUGCCGCGGCCACGCGUGUCCACCGAGAACAUGGUAGUGGCCGGGCUGCUGGUAUGCGCCACCACCCUGGCCCUCGGGGCCGCCGCCUUCGCGCACUUCGAGGGCUGGACCUUCUUCCACGCUUACUACUACUGCUUCAUCACCCUCACCACCAUCGGCUUCGGCGACUUCGUGGCGCUGCAGAGCGACGAGGCGCUGCAGAGGAAGCCGCCCUACGUGGCCUUCAGCUUCCUUUAUAUCCUCCUGGGGCUCACGGUCAUCGGCGCCUUCCUCAACCUCGUGGUCCUGCGCUUCCUGGCGGCCAGCACCGACGCUCCCGAGCGCGCCGCCCGCCGCUCCAGCCCGCUCCGCCUGGGGGCGCCCGAGAGCCGCGGCCGCUCCCCGCCUCGCCGCCCCACCCGCGCCCGGGGCUCCACCUCCGUGUCCUCGCGCGUGCACCAGCUGCAGAUCGGGGCCCGCGACAACCUGGGCUUCUCGCCCCCCUCCAGUCCUGGGGCUGUGGGCAGCGGCGGGGCGGGCAGGCUCCCGGCCCGGCGGAAGUCCAUCUGACAGCCCAGCUCUGACCCGGGGCCGGGGGUCACCUGUCAGUGCACCCUCCCCAGAGCUCGGAGAGGGGUGAAGGACUAUGGCCCCCAGGCCGUCUUCAGCCACGGGCAGUCUGUCCUUCCCUUUUGUGGCCAGCCCCUAAAGCAGCACCAUAAGCACGAGGGCCACGCUUCAGCUGCCCUGUAGACCCAAAUCCCUUGUGGUUCAAAUUGUUUCAGGAAGGCGUGGCCACAUCAGC